AUGUCCCGCGCGACGCGAUUCCUCGAUGAAUCGAUCAAUUGCAUUUCGCUCACAGCUGGUGCUCUGCGUCGUGUAAAUCCUCGUCUUAACAUGUCGCCCAGAAUCUACCGGUCGCCAUACCCGGACAUUGAUAUCGAAUCGGUCGAUCUGGUCUCCUACUUGUUCUCGAACCCGUUCAACACACCUCUCGACAGACCUUUGUAUAUUGACGCGACGUCGGGGAAACAAUACACUUACGGCGAUGUGCUUCAGCGCACGCGGUCCCUCGCACAUGGCCUCCAACAGACCUUUGCUCUGAGGCCAGAUGAUGUCGUGGCCCUUUUCAGUCCGAAUACGAUCGAGUACCCCAUUGUUUGUCACUCUAUUGUGGGCUCAGGUGCCAUUGUUGCGCCUACCAGCGCGGCCUUGACGGCUCUGGAGUUGAACGCUCAACUGAAGACCAGUCGCGCCCGAUUUCUCAUUGUGCAUACCUCGCUCCUGGGAACGGCGCAGAAAGCAGCCAAAGGUACGGUGGUUGAGAAGAUUAUUCUCCUGGAUGGCCCUUCCCUAGUGAAUGGACAGCCUACAUGCGAAUACCUCGCGAGCACUUCUCCGUCUGCCCCCUUGAGAGAAAUUGCGCCCGCCGCUGCUCCAAACAAGACGGUCUUCAUUUGCUUUUCUUCAGGCACCUCUGGUCCAUCUAAAGGUGUUGUCACCACGCAUCAAAACAUGACGUCCAACUUGCAGCAAUGGCGCGCGCAUAUGCUGGAAUCGGGCCAGAUGUCUCAGCGAGUCGAUCGGAACACCACCAUUGCGUUCCUGCCGUUCAGUCAUAUCUACGGCCUCAAUCUCUACAUGUGCCAGUGUCUGUUGUGGGGGACAACCGUGGUCAUGCUACCCCGAUUCGACCUCGACCAAUAUCUUGGCUGCGUGGAGAAGUAUCGCCCGGGUGAGCUCGCAUUGGUGCCUCCGAUCGCUCUGAUGAUUGUGAAAGACCCUCGCGUUUCCAAGUAUGACCUACGCAGCGUCAAACGAAUCAUGUCCGCCGCCGCGCCUCUGACGAACGAACUAUCCGCCGCCCUCGAAGCCAAGUUCAAGGAGCUGUACCAGACCCAAGUCUUCUGCACUCAAUCCUGGGGCCUGACCGAAACCUCGCCCAUGGCCACCGCCGUACCGAACGAUCGCAUGGACAAGAGAGAGUCUGGAGUGGGCUGCAUUACGCAUAACAUGGAAUUCCGCUUCGUGGACCCGGAGACCAUGACAGAUGCCGCGACGAAAUCAGAUGGGUCGACUGAGCCUGCCGAGAUCUGGUGUCGAGGACCCAAUGUGACACGGGGCUACUACAAUAACGAGGAUGCCACGAAGGGAGCCUUCCACACUGAACCGGAUGGAACUCGCUGGUUCCGCACCGGUGAUAUCGGGGUCAUCGACAAGGAUGGCUUCAUUGCCAUCCAAGACCGGAUCAAGGAGAUGAUCAAAUACAAGGGUCUACAGGUUAUCCCCAGCGAAUUAGAAGGAAAGCUGGUGGAUCACCCCGACAUCGCAGAUGCUGGGGUGGUCGGCAUGUGGGUGGAUGAGAUGGCCACGGAGCUGCCAGUCGCCUUCGUGGUCCUCAGCCGCCAGGCAAAGAGUCGAGAAGCCAAGGAUGUCAUCAAUGGUAUUCAUGCGUGGCUGAAUCCGAAGGUCGCCAACCAUAAGAGACUACGGGGCGGGAUCCAUGUGCUGAAUCAGAUUCCCAAGAGCCCCAGUGGCAAGAUUUUGCGGCGACAGCUCAAGGAUCUGCUAAAGAGUAAAAGGCCGAAGUCCCAAUUGUAG
Molecule: messenger RNA, 1794 nt
Organism: Penicillium argentinense
Lineage: Eukaryota; Fungi; Ascomycota; Eurotiomycetes; Eurotiales; Aspergillaceae
Product: acyl--CoA ligase
Exons: 1
Coding region: 1-1794 (597 amino acids)
Biological process (GO): secondary metabolic process
Molecular function (GO): CoA-ligase activity
Source: RefSeq, a predicted model, not a curated record